Molecule: messenger RNA, 1827 nt
Organism: Bipolaris oryzae ATCC 44560
Lineage: Eukaryota; Fungi; Ascomycota; Dothideomycetes; Pleosporales; Pleosporaceae
Exons: 1
Coding region: 1-1827 (608 amino acids)
Biological process (GO): protein localization to vacuole
Cellular component (GO): vacuolar membrane
Source: RefSeq, a predicted model, not a curated record
AUGGCUCUCAUCCAGACGAGCCUCAUCUGGGUGGCCUACGCCGUCGCCGUGGGCCUCCUCUUCCUGAUCGCGUCCACCUUCGUCUACGUCUAUCAGAAGCCGCGCGAUCGCGCUGCCGCUGUCACCAUUGUCUGCAUCUUCACCACGCUUGCCCUGCUGGCCACGGUCCUGCUGAUCCCCGUUGACGUCGCUCUCGUCUCGUCCACAUCCCGCUCUAGCCUAGGCCGCAAGAAGGACUGGGCUACGCCAGACAAGGUCGACAGCAUCCUCUACACCCUGCGCAUCGUCUACUACUCGCUCUACUCACUUGAUGCUGUUCUCUGCCUGCUCGUCAUUCCUUUUACCUACUUCUGGUAUGAGGAAUACGACGAGGAUGCCGCUGAGCACGGAGAGCAGACUGCCGGCCAGCGCAUUGGCGGCGCCAUCAAGUGGACACUCGGUUUCCUUGUCUUUGUCGUCGCCAUCUUCCUCGUAGGAUUCUUCGUGCCCUUUGCAAAGCAGGCCAAGGACGACAAGCGUCUUGAUCUCGACUACUUCAAGCACCUGCUGUCUGAGAACCGUAAGCACAGCCAAGGCGCACUUCAGACACAAGCUAACAGCCCUCCAGAUGGCGAACGCGCUCUAUCCUUUGGGCUCGGCCUGCUCAUCACAGUCGGAACCGUGCUCUAUGUCCUUUAUACUGGCGCUGGCAUGGCACUACUGCCUGUUGCCAUGAUCAAAUCGGCACCUUCCAUCUCGGCCCCCACCCUUGCCGCGAACACUGCCUCUCAACUCGAGUCCAACCGUGAGCGCCAGAGGCAGCUUGAAGGCCGGAGUCAAGGCCGCGAGGGCGGAUUGGAUAGCCGGGAUAGGCGCGAGCUAGAGGCCCUUGUUCGCGAGGAGCGCACUCUGAUCCGCCGCGAACGUCUGGCAGCCGAGUCCAGUGGUGAGGACCGCCAUUGGAUCGUCAAAGCCUGGAUCAGGACAGAAGCCUUUUUCCGCCCGCUCAAGCUUCUCGGCGGCCUCAUCCUCCUCGUCUUUGCCCUUGUCAUUUUCGCUAGUAUGCUCAUCACUGGCAUUGACAAGGCCAAGAACUCCAUCUGCGGUGCUCACUGCGGAUACAUUCUCGGCCACAUCAACAUCUUCCAGCCUCUCAAUUGGAUCCUGGUCAAGUCUUCCAAAGUCUUCCCUAUCGACUAUGUUCUGUUCCUGCUCCUUGUCCUCUUCUUCUUCUCCGCCUCUGUUGUCGGAAUCGCUACGGUCGGCAUCCGCUUCCUCUGGAUCACCAUUUUCAAGAUUCGCAAGGGCCAUACUUCGCCUCAAGCUCUCCUCAUGGCCACUGUACUCCUUACGCUUAUUGUUCUCGCCAUCAACUACUCAGUCGCCAUGGUCGUUGCUCCUCAGUACGCCACCUGGGGUCCUCAAACCUACUGCGACAUGAAGACCAACAGCCUUGACGAGCAACCCGACUGCACUGAGCACAAGGAUCUUAUCAAGCCCUGCAGCGAACUUGCUACCAACCCCUCAGCCCAGCAAGUCUGCACGCCCUCUGUCCUCAGCACCUUUAUCAACCGCGUCACAAUCAACUUCCCCUUCUUCGGCGUCGUGCUCUUCUGGGCCCAAUUCGCCUUCUUGGGCAUCUACCUUAUUGUCUUCGUCACCACACUAUUCAGGGCACCCACUCUCGACCAGGAGCAAAUCGAUCGCGAUCUCGAGGAGGAAGAGGAGGAGGGUCUGCUUGCGAGCACCGGCCGUAGGUUCGGCGCUGCAUGGGGCGAUGCUACUGGUCGCGCUAGCAAACCUACAACCGCAUAUGGUGCUACCAGCGCGAGGAAUGAGGAAAAUUAG